GUGUCACAUGACCCAAAAUGGCGGACGAAAAUAUUGAAGAAACGAAAAUCACGAAAAACAUCGGAGAAUUUGAAGGCGUCGCAGUAGGAUACGAGGUGGAAACGGGAGAGGAGGUACUGGACAGACAGCUGCCUACAGUCGAUGCUGAAGAAAAUGGCGACUCUGGUCCAAUCUUAGAGGGAACACAGCUGUCAUAUCUUGGUCAUGAGUGUGAGUCAAUCCCAGAAUUCCUUGGGCAGGAGUAUGGCCAGAUUGUGAAGAGACUGGACCUGAGUUUCAACCAGAUUCGGUCCCUGGACGGUUUGUCAUCGUUCCCGGAGCUGGAGGAACUGAUCGUGGACAACAACGCGCUCGACAACGGGCUCGUGUUACCACGGUUACCAACGCUUCACACGCUAAUGAUCAACAAAAAUAGAAUUACAGAUCUAGAGGACUUCCUGGAUAAGUUGGACAGCAGCUGUCCAAACUUGACCUACCUCAGCCUGCUGGGAAAUGUCGCCUGUCCUAACGAGCUGUCAGCAGAGGACAAGGAUGAGGAGGACUACCAGAGAUAUAGACACUACGUCCUGUACCGGAUGCCCCGUCUACGGUUCCUGGACGCCCGUCCCGUCAGUAGAACAGAACUUGCGGAGGCAAAGACACGAGGAGCCUUCAUGAGAGUAGCACGACCAGCACAAAACAUGGAACAUUUUGAUGACACAUCAGGAGAGUCGCCCCCAUCAGCGUAUUCUCCUCUCCCUGCCUCUUCUCAAGCUGAAGGGAGGCACCAAGGAACCUUUGGGAGAUGCAGGUAUGUGUACCACGGACGGCACUCGGAAGGCAACAGAUUCAUACGGAACAACGACUUGUGAUGUCUACAUGAUAGAGAUUUAAGCACUGUUUAUGUUGGUUACCAGCUUCCUGCAGUCUUUGGAUAAGUCAGUAGGGGGCACUAGUGAUAUGGUGUCCCUUGCCAGAACCUCAGUAUGCUUGAAUAAUGAGAUUAAGUUGAUGAGUCUGAAAUAGUGAAAUGAUUCACUGAAAACAAUCAAACUUGUUUGGACUCACAGCACUCUAUGAUACAUCAUGAAGUUUUCGAGUGAAACGUGUUUAAAACCUGCAAUAUGCUACAUAUAUCUUCGUAUGUGUAUUGUAAGAAUAGGGUACAAUUUUAUAGCCUGGUCACCAAACCUAUUAUAGCUCCCAAGGACAGUUUUAGGUCAAUAUUCUAGUCACUUAUCUACAUACCCGAGGUAUAUUGACAUUCAUGGAACAAAAAGACUGAAAAUUGUAACAGAAAACAGUAACUUGUAGGAUCCUGAUUUUUGGAGUAGUGCCCAGAAAAUAAAGGACUCAUUUUGGGGUUUGUUCUGCACUGUUUUAAAUGCCCAAAGUAUGAAAAACUGGUGCAAAUGUGCUAAUG
Molecule: messenger RNA, 1402 nt
Organism: Branchiostoma belcheri (Belcher's lancelet)
Lineage: Eukaryota; Metazoa; Chordata; Leptocardii; Amphioxiformes; Branchiostomatidae
Product: leucine-rich repeat-containing protein C10orf11 homolog
Exons: 9
Coding region: 18-851 (277 amino acids)
Biological process (GO): melanocyte differentiation
Molecular function (GO): protein binding
Source: RefSeq, a predicted model, not a curated record